Molecule: messenger RNA, 747 nt
Organism: Pyrus x bretschneideri (Chinese white pear)
Lineage: Eukaryota; Viridiplantae; Streptophyta; Magnoliopsida; Rosales; Rosaceae
Product: zinc finger MYM-type protein 1-like
Exons: 1
Coding region: 1-747 (248 amino acids)
Source: RefSeq, a predicted model, not a curated record
AUGGUUGUUGCAACAAGGUUUGCUUUUCAUCGCCAUGAUGAAUCAUUCAAAUUAAGCAAUAGAGGUAAUUAUUUAGAGCUUAUGCAAUUUCUUGCCGAUCAUAAUGAUAAAAUUAGGAAGGUUGUGUUUGAGAAUGCUCCCAAGAAUCUCAAGUAUACUUCUUCCGAUAUUCAAAAAGAUCUUGUAUGUGCUUGUGCUAUUGAAACUAUUGGUGCAAUUACUAAAGAUAUGGAAGGUACAUUUUUUUCUCUUUUAGUUGAUGGAUCACAUGAUUCUUCAACUAAAAAGCAAAUGGCAGUGGUAUUGCGUUAUGUGAACAAGGAAGGAGAAGUAAUUGAAAGGUUUUUGGGUGUGCAACAUGUCUCAUCUACAACUAGUAGCUUGCUUGAAGAGGUCAUUGAGAGAUUAUUUGCUUUAACAAAUUUGAGCAUGUCCAAGUUACAGGGACAAGGCUAUGAUGGAGCUAGUAAUAUGAAAGGAGAACUAAAUGGCCUGAAAGCAAAGAUUUUGAACAAGUAUCCUCAAGCAUUUUAUGUUCAUUGUUUUGCACACCAACUUCAACUAGCUCUUGUAGCCGUUGCAAAGGGAAUUGAGGGUGUCACCAUUUUCUUCAACAAUGCAAGUAUUUUAGUCAGUACUAUCAGAUCAUUGUGUAAGCGUCGUGACGCAUUUAGAUUGAAACAACUAGAACAAAUUAAGAAAGCUCUUGAUAUUGGUGAUCUUAAAACGGGUAGAGGGUUAAAUUAA